This is a messenger RNA of Coniosporium apollinis CBS 100218, 1107 nucleotides long. RefSeq lists its product as uncharacterized. The transcript is spliced from 5 exons. Lineage: Eukaryota; Fungi; Ascomycota; Dothideomycetes. Bases 1 to 1107 code for a protein of 368 amino acids. Gene Ontology annotation, molecular function: zinc ion binding; oxidoreductase activity. The record is from RefSeq and is a predicted model, not a curated record.
AUGGCCAGCGAAGCCGCCAACACCGGCGAUAAUGUCGAAAUACCCAAGGAAUGCAAAGCCGGUGUCGUCGUGAACGAGGGCCCGGACUUCCGCGUGGAGAUCCAGAACGUGCCUGUGCCUGAGCCUGGCCCCGAUGAACUGCUCCUCAAGCUCAAUGCCACCGGCCUCUGCAUGUCCGACAUCCACUUCAUGGUCAACGACUGGGCCGUCCCUCCGAUGUCAACCUUCGGCAUCAAGUGUGCGGGCCACGAGGGCGCCGGCGUAGUCGUUAAGGUUGGCGAGAACGUCAAGGGCUGGAAGGUCGGUGACAGGGGCGGUGUCAAGCCGCUGUGGGACGUGUGCGGGAACUGCGAGCUGUGCUGGGACGGGCGAGAGAAUUAUUGCCCGAAGGGGGUGUAUACGGGAUUGGCUGCUACUGGAACGUACCAGCAGUACAUCACUUCGCCGGCGAAAUACACCAGCCCGAUCCCGGAGGGCGUGUCGGAUUACGUCGCCGCUCCGAUCAUGUGCAGCGCCUCGACUAUGCAUCGCUCGUUGGUCGACUCCGGGCUGAAGACCGGCCAAUGGGUCGUCUUCCCAGGCGGAGGCGGCGGUGUCGGUAUUCAGGGCGUCCAGCUCGCCAAGGCUAUGGGCAUGAGGCCCAUCGUGAUCGACACGGGAGAUGCUAAGAAGAAGCUAGCUCUUGACAUGGGCGCCGAAGAGUUUGUUGAUUUCAAGCAAGUGGAGAACGUAGCGGAGGAGAUCAAAAAGAUUGCUGGUGGCGUCGGCGCCCAUGGUGUCAUUGUUACCGCACCGCAGGCUUACAAGGACGCCAUAAGCUAUAUUGGUGAUCGGGUCAGCGGCAAGGUGAUGUGUGUUGGGUUGCCACCCGCCGGCACGACAACCAUUGGAGCAGAUCCAUCGCAGUUCGCCUUCAAGAACCUGCACGUGAUCGGGACGCUGGUAGGAACCAUGAAAGACACGGCAAUGGCACUCGAGUACGCACAACGUGGGCUGUUGAAGCAGAUUGCCGAAGUAAGGGGCAUGAGCCAGAUGCCCGAGUCAGUGCAGCAGCUGCGGAGAGGAGAAGUUGCCGGCCGGAUCGUUAUCGACUUCAACAAGGACUAG